Gadus chalcogrammus (walleye pollock) is the source of this 589-nucleotide messenger RNA. Its product is annotated as gamma-aminobutyric acid receptor subunit gamma-3. The record is from RefSeq and is a predicted model, not a curated record. Gene Ontology annotation, biological process: chloride transport; gamma-aminobutyric acid signaling pathway. Bases 302 to 577 code for a protein of 91 amino acids. The transcript is spliced from 3 exons. Lineage: Eukaryota; Metazoa; Chordata; Actinopteri; Gadiformes; Gadidae. Gene Ontology annotation, molecular function: extracellular ligand-gated monoatomic ion channel activity; GABA-A receptor activity. Gene Ontology annotation, cellular component: membrane.
AGUUUGCGCACCUGCGUGUGACCGCCGAUAUCUGAGGAGCUAAAAUCCUCGGAGAUACCAACCCCGUAUAUCUCCGGAGUGGGAGGUGCUGGUGCCUGUCUGAGAGCAGUCGACAUCCCCGAAACAUGGACUGGAAACGGCUGGUGCAACAACACCAGAAAUGCGCGAAUUAUUCGGCUGGAUUACAAACUAUUGACAUGUUUCGCUUCAUAGAUUAGUAGUUCCCCAUCUCCAUUCUCUGAACAACUGCGCGUCAUUCCACGACAUAUUUGAUUUUUUAUCUUUUAGGAAGAAAGAAAACAUGUCACCGAAAUUUUGGGCAUACUUGUCACUUUUGUCAGUUUUUCAGACAUGCACUCAAACCGUCGUAUACGACGAGGACUACGAGGACGUAACUGUUAACCAAAUGUUGGCGCCAAAAACACAUGAAACGGACGCCACGGAAAUACUCAACAAUUUACUAAAGGAAUAUGAUAAGAAGUUACGGCCAGACAUCGGAGUAAAGCCGACCGUCAUCGGUGUGGACAUCUUUGUGAACAGCAUUGGCCCUGUGUCCUCCAUCGACAUGGUAAGUUGAAGGUAGCCCUAC